Messenger RNA from Fulvia fulva, 1062 nucleotides. RefSeq lists its product as uncharacterized. Lineage: Eukaryota; Fungi; Ascomycota; Dothideomycetes; Mycosphaerellales; Mycosphaerellaceae. The coding region runs from base 1 to 1062 and encodes 353 amino acids. The transcript has 2 exons. The record is from RefSeq and is a predicted model, not a curated record.
AUGAGAAGUGGGAAUCCCAGCUCAGAGUUCUGCUCGUCGUUCCUUGUGCACAGCAUUUGCGCACUAGCGUCCAUGCACCGCAGCGAUCAAGCGGUCUUUUCUGAGGAGGGAAACAUGCUAACACGUGGAGACCGCUUUCACAAGCAGGCUCUACGCCUGUAUUAUGCAGAAGAAGGCCGAGCUUCACUGACUAACCUACAAGCUGUAAUGAUACUGAUCAUGUCUUGUGGAUUUCGUGGUCACGACAAGCUUGGCCUGGGCCUGCUUACUGCCGCCGUUGGUAUGGAGAGCGCACUUACUUCCAUGAGACGUGGAGCACCACCACUGGACGUCAGCGCUUACCAAUCAUUGUCGCCUGUCGAACAAGCUCGGAUCAGGGCGAGAUUUGGUGCAUCUUGCGGGAUUGCCUGCACAGAAAUAUCUUACCGGUCCGCCCUACUCUUAACAUCAGCCUUCUCAGCCUCACAUUUGGAGUCCCUAGCCAGUGGCUGCCAGAUGCUACCCGUACGAACGGAGUACUGGGUUCCCUAUCCGCUGAGCUCAAAUCCUCUUCCCUGGCGCAGGAAUAUCGGUCUUCAAGCGCGCAUGGAGCUUGUCCGGUUGGUUCGCGACCUUUGCGAGCUACUUUUUGGUGUUCGACGAAUCCUGGCAACAGUGGAACUACGACGCAAUGCGACUGCUCUUGCGAAGAGCUUUCACAAUUGGAUGCUGUCACUGCCUGUUGACCUACGUUACUCGAAUAACAUGCCAACUCCAGUAUAUGAGUUGCAUCGACAGUACCUCUGUGCUGUCAUGGUCCUUCACAUAACCGUUUGGAGACAUCUACGUAGUCCCACCGUGACAGAGGAAAUCUCCACGCCUGAACAUUAUCAAGUGGACAAGAAUCAGGACUUCCUUUUGCAGGCUCUCAGCCACGCUAGACAGGGAUCCAGGUUGCUCAAAGACUUCCGAGAAACAUAUGGCCUGCGACUCGUUCCACCUUUUGUGGUGCAGCCGGCACAGAUUGGCAGUUUGCUCUUACUCGAGCAUCUCGACCUUGACCCGAUUUCACCGAUAACGUAA